UGCGUACUGUGUAUUGCUCGGAUGCCAAGACCCGAGGCACGAAUUCCGAAUCCAUGAGCUUGAGUGUCUGUCAAGGUCAAUUGACGACGCCAUUCACCGUUUAACGCCUCUCCUAUUCCCAUCAAUCGCAUCUACUUUCUCCCCUUGCCCCCUCCAAUCCCUCAGAAUGUUCCCCUCCAGCCUCGGUUCCCCGGCCAGCCUUAUAAGAUAGAGAGCUCGACCCGUAGUACCUACCCUACCCUCCCGGUAUUACUCGCACCCUCCCUCGGAUCCCCUCGUGCAUAUCAAUAUAACCCCGGCCCCGUCGCUACCUCCUCCUCCUCCCGUAAUGUGGGCCCAACUCUGUCGCUCUCUCCCCCGGACCUCCUCCUCCUCUCCUCUCCACCACUCACUAAAUCCAAUUCCUUCCUUCUCGUCGCCUCGUCUUCGUCCGACCCGCUGCGUACCCCGCCACUUCACCUCUCCGACCCUCAGAAUGGCCUCCACCCUCCCUCGGCUGCCCGUCUUCGAAGCCCUCAAGAAGCACGAACCCACCUCCACCGCAGUCAUCCACUCGCUGUCCGGCCGCUCCUUCACGUACGGCGAGCUCGUCAACGAUGUCGCCGCCGCAAAGGACAAGCUGCAGCGGAACACGAAUGGGCAGAGCGCCGAAGGGGCGCGGAUAGCGUUCUUGGUGGAGAAUGGCUACGAUUAUGUGACACUGCUUUCCAUCCUGGCCGCACAUGCCAUUGCUGUCCCUCUCUGCCCGACCUUCCCGGCCAGCGAGCUCCGCUACAUCAUCGAUCAGAGCGAAUCGCUCAUGCUGCUCUCUUCGGAGAAAUUCCAGGACAAGGCCGAUGAAGUGUUGAAGGAAGGGCUCGAAACCAAACCCAUCAACUACAAGCAGGAGAAAAUCAUGCUUGGCAAGACGGACGAUUACGUCACUUUGGAAGAACCCCAGAGCGACAAAGGCGGCAUGAUGCUGUAUACCUCGGGAACAACCAAUCGGCCCAAGGGCGUCCUCCUCCCCCAGGACGUACUCACGGCGCAGUCCAAGUCACUGCUGCAGGCGUGGGAAUACAGCAGCAACGACGUCCUGCUGCACGUGCUUCCGCUGCACCACAUCCACGGCACCGUGAAUGCACUCUUGACACCCCUGUUCGCCGGCAGUACAAUAGAGUUCCAAUUCCCGUUCAACGCGACCGCGGUAUGGGAACGCCUCGCCGCGCCCUUUCUGCCGAAUCCCGACCCUACCAAAAAACCAGUCACCUUCCUCACCGUCGUGCCGACCAUCUACACCCGCCUGCUUGCCUCGCACCCCCAACUUCCCCCCGACGUCCAAGCGGCCGCCAAAACCGCCCUCCACCCUUCCAACAUGCGCCUCAACAUCUCGGGCUCCGCGGCGCUGCCCACGCCCGUCAAGCAGGCCUGGUUCGACCUCAGCGGCGGCAACGUCCUGCUGGAACGCUACGGCAUGACCGAAGUCGGCAUGGCGCUCUCGUGCGGAUUGGACUUUGCCGACCGCGUCGACGGCAGCGUAGGAUGGCCUCUCCCGUCGGUGGAGGCGCGGCUCGUCGAUUCCGAGACAGGAGAAGUGAUGGUUGAAGGGGAAGGGGAUGUGGAUCCCGCAACGGGAAGGGAGAGGCAGGGCGAGAUCCAGCUACGUGGUCCGACGGUGUUUCGCGAGUAUUGGCGGAAUCCCGAAGCGACGGCGAAGGAAUUUGUGGAGGGGGAGGACGGAAAGGGGAAGUGGUUCAAGACGGGGGAUGUGGCGGUGCGGAGGCGGAUGGAUGGGGUCGGAGCGGGGAAAUCGACGAGGCCGACGCAGGCGUGGGCAAAGGGGCCCAUGUGGUUCAUCCAGGGGCGGGCGUCGGCGGAUAUCUUCAAGACGGGCGGGGAAAAGGUGUCUGCGCUGGAGAUUGAGCGCGAGUUGUUGAGCCUGGCCGAGGUGAGCGAGUGCGCCGUCGUGGGUCUGCCGAGCGAGGCGUGGGGGCAGAAGGUCGCUGCCGUGGUGGUGUUGAGUGAGAUGGGCAAGACGGCGGGGAAAGGGGGCAAAGCCUGGGGACCGCUGGAUAUGCGGCGGGCGUUGAAGGAGCGGUUGGCCAAUUACAAGAUUCCGCAGGAGAUGAGGGUCGUGGAGCAUCUGCCGAGGAAUGCCAUGGGGAAGGUGAAUAAGAAGGGCUUGGUGAGGGGGGUGUGGGGGGAUGGGAUGGCUAAUUAGAUGGAUGGGUUGGGGGGUUGUUGUUGUACGAGUAGGGUUGUUAGCAGAUAUGAAGAUUUUGGAUAGUGGAUGAUGGAUGGUUGAUGGAACGAGAAGGCAAGAUUAGACAAGAGAUUGGACUGUAGACCGGCUGUAGAGUACUAUCCAGUCUAUUCUUCUGCUUAGAGGACCAACGAGAAGCGAGUAUGCUUCAAACAUGGCAAAGGCUUUGAGACAUGCAAAUUUAUCUGUCCUGUAUGUAUCUAUCUAUAUAUCUAGGUAGGAUUGGCAUCCUAUUUCCGUGCCGUCAGCAGUGUACGUACUACUGUAUGUAGCGGCCACAUCCCUUCCCAGGUAUGGUGACCAUCCAAUGCAUACCUGC
Messenger RNA from Westerdykella ornata, 2561 nucleotides. RefSeq names its product acetyl-CoA synthetase-like protein. Gene Ontology annotation, biological process: fatty acid metabolic process. NCBI's taxonomy places the organism in Eukaryota, Fungi, Ascomycota, Dothideomycetes, Pleosporales, Sporormiaceae. The record is from RefSeq and is a predicted model, not a curated record. Gene Ontology annotation, molecular function: medium-chain fatty acid-CoA ligase activity. The transcript has 2 exons. Bases 329 to 2200 code for a protein of 623 amino acids.